CACGGCCCCAUCUGACGAGCGGCCAUUCAUCAGGCCGGCUGGCCUAUCAAUGACAUUGCUCCCAUCGGGGCUCCUAUAAAAUGAUGCUUUUUCCCAUGAAACAUCCGCAAACAUUUUGACGGGUUUGGCUUUGCCCGGCUGGAUUACUGAGUGUCCCCUCGCUCGCUCGCUCGCUCUCCCCCUUCUCCGUUCGCUCGCUCGCUCGCUCUUUUCUUCUUCCUCUUUUCUUCUUUCUCUUUCUUUUCCUUUGCUCUUUUAUCUUUUUUUUUUCCUUUCCGCUCUUGCACGCUCUCAGCCUUUGCCUCUCUCCUUCUCCGUUCCCUUGCUCCCUGGGCAUCUCUAGCACAGGGGGAUCCCCAGCCAUCAGGACUUUUGGGGGGCGCCUGUGCUGUCCAUGGGAAGAGCAUGCAUUGUGGGUUACUGGAGGAACCCGACAUGGAUUCCACAGAGAGCUGGAUUGAAAGAUGUCUCAAUGAAAGCGAAAACAAACGUUAUUCCAGCCACACAUCUCUGGGGAAUGUUUCUAAUGACGAAAAUGAGGAAAAAGAAAAUAAUAGAGCAUCCAAGCCCCACUCCACGCCAGCGACUCUGCAAUGGUUGGAGGAGAACUACGAGAUCGCGGAGGGGGUGUGCAUCCCCCGCAGCGCCCUCUACAUGCACUACCUGGAUUUCUGUGAGAAGAACGACACCCAGCCCGUCAACGCCGCCAGCUUUGGGAAGAUCAUAAGGCAGCAGUUUCCUCAGCUGACCACCAGAAGACUUGGCACCCGUGGACAGUCCAAGUACCAUUACUACGGCAUUGCGGUGAAGGAGAGCUCGCAAUAUUACGAUGUGAUGUAUUCCAAGAAAGGGGCUGCCUGGGUGAGCGAGACGGGCAAGAAGGAAGUGAGCCGGCAGACGGUGGCCUACUCGCCCCGCUCCAAGCUCGGGACGCUGCUGCCUGAGUUUCCGAAUGUCAAAGACCUCAACCUGCCCGCGAGUCUGCCCGAGGAGAAGGUCUCCACCUUCAUCAUGAUGUACAGAACACACUGUCAGCGGAUCCUGGACACCGUCAUAAGAGCCAACUUCGAUGAGGUUCAGAGUUUCCUCCUGCACUUUUGGCAAGGCAUGCCGCCGCACAUGCUCCCCGUGCUGGGCUCCACCACCGUGGUCAACAUCGUCGGCGUGUGCGACUCCAUCCUCUACAAGGCCAUCUCCGGGGUGCUGAUGCCCACCGUGCUGCAGGCGCUGCCCGACAGUUUGACUCAGGUGAUCCGAAAGUUCGCCAAGCAGCUGGACGAGUGGCUCAAGGUGGCUCUCCAUGACCUCCCGGAGAAUUUGCGCAACAUCAAGUUUGAACUGUCCAGAAGGUUCUCCCAAAUUCUGCGGCGCCAGACAUCUCUAAAUCAUCUCUGCCAGGCGUCCCGCACAGUGAUCCACAGCGCGGACAUCACCUUCCAGAUGCUGGAGGACUGGAGGAACGUGGACCUCAACAGCAUCACCAAGCAGACGCUCUACACCAUGGAGGACUCGCGGGACGAGCACCGCAAGCUCAUCAUCCAGUUGUACCAGGAGUUUGACCACCUCCUGGAGGAGCAGUCUCCCAUUGAGUCCUACGUCGAGUGGCUGGACACCAUGGUGGACCGGUGUGUGGUGAAGGUGGCCGCCAAGCGACAAGGGUCCCUGAAGAAAGUGGCCCAGCAGUUCCUUCUGAUGUGGUCCUGCUUCGGCACCCGGGUCAUCCGGGACAUGACCUUGCACAGUGCCCCCAGCUUCGGGUCUUUUCACCUAAUUCACUUGAUGUUUGAUGACUACGUGCUCUACCUGUUAGAAUCCCUGCACUGCCAGGAGCGGGCCAGUGAGCUCAUGCGCGCCAUGAAGGGAGAAGGCAGCGCUGCAGAAGCCCAGGAAGAGAUCAUUCUGACCGAGACCACCCCACCCUCCCCUUCCCCAGUGCCAUCGUUCUCUCCAGUGAAGCCCCCCACAUCCGUAGAAGUGCCGACUCCCUCAUCUCCUAUGGGCAACCCGUCCCCCGAGUUCACGGGCCUCAGCACUACAGGCGCCAUGCAGUCCUACACCUGGUCUCUGACCUACACGGUGACCACGGCGGCGGGGUCCCCCGCGGAGAGCUCCCAGCAGCUGCCCUGCAUGAGGAGUACCCACAUGCCUUCUUCCUCCGUCACCCACAGGAUCCCAGUCUACCCCCACCGAGAGGAGCACGGGUACACGGGAAGCUAUAACUACGGCAGCUAUGGAAACCAGCAUGCCCACCCGAUGCAGAGCCAGUACCCGGCCCUCCCUCACGACACGGCCAUCUCGGGCCCACUCCACUAUGCCCCUUACCACAGGGGCUCUGCACAGUACCCUUUUAAUAGCCCCACUUCCCGGAUGGAACCUUGCUUGAUGAGCAGUACUCCCAGACUGCAUCCUACCCCUGUCACCCCCCGCUGGCCAGAGGUGCCCACAGCCAACGCGUGCUACACAAGCCCGUCUGUGCACUCCACGAGGUACGGAAACUCUAGUGACAUGUACACCCCCUUGACCACGCGCAGGAAUUCUGAGUACGAGCACAUGCAACACUUCCCUGGCUUUGCUUACAUCAAUGGAGAGGCCCCCACAGGAUGGGCUAAGUGACUGCUAUCAUAGGAAUCCAUAUUUAAUAUUAAUAAUUAUUAAUAAUAAUAAUAAACCCAACAGCUACCCCUCUCCCCCGAAGACUUUGUCUCUCUACAUCGUAACUUGUGGACUAUUUCUAGGUGUCCAGUUUCCUAAUGAAUGCGAGGCUGGGAUUCAGUGUGGGUUGAGUAAACGUUAGUUCAGAAACAGGACUCUCAAAGUCUGCAAGAUCGGGUUCCUGGAACCCAGCCGGACGUGGCUGUUGGAUAGAGCACCAUCUCUGCCAGGCCAGUCUGUGCCUUUUUCCUCAGUUCUGUGGAUUUGCUUUGUGUUGGCAACCACUCCCAGUAAGUUACUUCUUUUCCUGUUGACAAAAGCUCUUUUAGUCUUGAAGGAUGGAUACUAGAGAUGGAAUCUGGUGUUGUGUUCUUGGAUAGGCACAUAAUUUGCCAAGAGCACUCACCUUGCCAUCUGUCAUCUCACCGUACAAUGAACAGCUCUCAGCCGUGCCAUGCAUUCCUUCUUCCUGGUGAUGUCAUUGCUAGUUCCCAGAGCACCAGGGCAAAAUGUGAGUAUACGGAAACUCCAGAUUCCCUGUUCACACUCAAGUCUAUCACAGUCCCUGCAUUGUCCUGGGGUAUAAGCACUGUGUAGAGGGAAAGAGAGGCUUGUUUUGUUAUGCCUUAAGUUAAUGGAGGUGAGGGGACUGGUUCUUCUACAUUUAAGUAUAUGCCCUAAGUUUGCACAAUGGCCAGUGUCAGCAAAAGGCAGAAGAGAGUUGUAAAGUCAUGUGAGAAUGUGGGUUUGUGGCACUGAGUAUCACACUCAGCUCUGUUAUAUAUCAACUUUGUGAAACUAAAUGGGCCAAACCUUAACGUCUCAAGAACCCCGUGUGAAAGUGACUUUCAUGGUUCCUUCAUAAGACUAUAAACAUUUCCGACACUUUGAUAGAAAAAAAAAUUCAAAGCUGUGCCUUUGAGUCUAUACUAUACUGUGUAUGUGUGGAAAUAAAAAUGUAUUGUACUUUUGGAAAUUUUUUCGUAGGCAUUUUUCUGUCAGAUUUGUAGUAAUAUGAGUUUGUUAGAGAUUAACAUAGGUUUUCUUUCUGUAUUAUAAAAUGCACCAAGCAAUUAUGGUGGACCUAUUACCCUAUGGGUAAGAAACAAAUGGAAAUAUGACAUCGGAUGUUUUAGCAAUUGUUCUGUAAAUAAAAAUAUUUGGAUCACA
Sorex araneus (European shrew) is the source of this 3822-nucleotide messenger RNA. It is a transcript of the gene RFX4, whose product is annotated as regulatory factor X4. The record is from RefSeq and is a predicted model, not a curated record. Bases 406 to 2613 code for a protein of 735 amino acids. Gene Ontology annotation, biological process: regulation of transcription by RNA polymerase II. The transcript is spliced from 18 exons. Lineage: Eukaryota; Metazoa; Chordata; Mammalia; Eulipotyphla; Soricidae. Gene Ontology annotation, molecular function: DNA-binding transcription factor activity, RNA polymerase II-specific; RNA polymerase II cis-regulatory region sequence-specific DNA binding.